AAAAAAAAAAAAGCUGUCUACGCCAUAGGAAGAAUAUUGUCCUUACAACUGUUACAAGUCCUUCAUUUUGAAACAUUUAUUUUGAUUUAUAAACUACCUAAUUAUAUUUUACUAAUAGAUAUUUUUAAAUGCUAGAUAUCUGCUUAAAAAAUGUACCCACUGCCCCUAUCCUUUUUCUAUAAAACCGGGCGAACUAUACCUUUAUUACCAUAAAUGGCGACUUCUCGUUCUGAUCAUCUAGCCAGCUAUAUUUCCUUUGUCUUCACCAUUUUCCUUACCUUCAAUAUAGCGAAAGCCCAAUCCAACGUAACACGAGGUUCCUCUUUAAGGCCUACAGGUGCGACCACCUCAUGGUUGUCGCCAUCGCAACUAUACGCCUUUGGUUUCUACCCACAGACUGGUGGCUACGCCGUCGGUAUUUAUAUUGCCGGAAUUGCAGAAAGAACUGUGGUAUGGACGGCUAGACGCGACACCCUUCCACUCUCCAAUAAUUCUACUUUGACUUUCACAACCGAUGGAAGGCUCGUGAUCGUGGACCAAACACAAGACCAACAGAUCAGUAUCUAUAGUUCCGGCAGUGCUUCUAUUGCUUCCAUGCAAGAUUCCGGCAACUUUUUGCUCUAUGGUUCCGACCGGAGGACGAUAUUAUGGCAAAGCUUUGACCACCCUACUGAUACCCUUUUGGUUGGACAGCGUCUUGUACCCGGUCAAGAUUUAAUUUCUUGUGUCUCGGAGACUGACUACUCCAUUGGGAUUUUCAAGCUCAGUAUGCAAUCCGAUGGGCACCUUGUCCUAUACCCGAAUUCAGGGUUUCCAAAUGGGCCUACCACUGCAUACUGGGGGUCUGGAACCUUCGACAAGGGACCUAACGUGACACUGAAUCUUGAUUCUGGUGGCUUUCUGUACUUGUUGCAAAAUUCAACUUUUUAUAUCAUGAAUCUAACGCAAGAAGGCUAUUCUACAGAAGAUGCAAUCUAUCGCAUGAAAAUUGACGUCGACGGCAUCUUUCGAAUUUAUUUUCAUAAUUUAAGUAGCACGAGCCAUAAUGAAUCAGUCAUAUAUGAAUUUUCUACAGACAAGUGUAUUGGGCGGGGACUUUGUGGCGUAAACGCGUAUUGUGAUGUCAUGAACGACGCUGCGAGAUGCAGAUGUUUACCAGGAUUUGAUUUUGUAAAACCUGGGUCUUGGUCUUCAGGUUGCAAAAGAUAUUACACAGCAGAAACCUGCAAAAUUCCUGAAGGAGAUAAAGGUAACUUUUCUCAGAUGACAAGGUUGCCUAAUAAUACGCAAUGGGAAGAUGCGGCAUAUGCUCUCCCAAAAGCAUCAAACCAAGAAGAGUGUUCACUUGCUUGUAUGAAUGACUGCAAAUGCGAGGCGGCGCUGUUCACACCACCUGAGAGUUGCAGGGUGCAGAGGCUCCCUAUAAGAUACAUUCGAGUAGGAGAUAGUGAGUCAAAUGUCGGAUUGAUUAAAGUAUACGUGGCUUCUGUAAAUAACGGAUCGGAUCCAACUAAUUAUCCAUCAGACCAGGUCAGGAAAGUGCGACAAGUGAAAUUCUUGGUUAUAGGGGUUUCACUUGUCUCAGUUGCAGUACUCGUUUUGCUACUUUCUGGAGUAAUCAUGUGGAGAUCUCACGUUUGGGCAUACAAAAAGAUUUCUGAGCAUGUAAAUGUUCAAUUGUUCGAGGAUGUUGGGCUCCGGGCAUUUUCAUAUGCAGAGCUAGAGAGAAUGACAAAUGGUUUUAAAGAAGAAUUGGGUAGAGGAUCAUUUGGAAUAGUGUACAAAGGAAUAAUAGAGAGCCACAUGAAGAUGGUGGCUGUGAAGAAAUUGAAGAAAGAGUUGGCACAAGAAGGGGAAAGAGAGUUUCAAACUGAAAUGAAAGUGAUUGGGAGAACUUAUCAUCGUAAUCUAACAAGGCUGCUAGGUUAUUGCUGUGAUGGUCCCGAAAGGCUCCUCGUUUUGGAGUACAUGACCAGAGGAUCACUUGCGGAUGUAUUAUUUCAUUACAAAGAAAGCAAGCCAUGUUGGACAGAGAGAAUUAGGAUUGCUUUAGACAUUGCCCAUGGCAUCUUCUACUUACAUGAAGAAUGUGAAACACCCAUAAUUCACUGUGAUAUCAAGCCUCAAAAUAUCCUCAUGGACGAGUAUGGAUGUGCCAAGAUUUCCGACUUUGGAUUGGCAAAACUACUCGAACAUGACCAAACUAAAACAUCCACCUUGAUAAGAGGAACAAGGGGUUAUGUUGCGCCUGAAUGGCACAAGAAGCUCCCCAUAACAGUUAAAGUGGAUGUGUAUAGUUUUGGAAUUGUUCUUUUCGAGAUUUUAUGUUGUCGAAGGAAGCUUGACAACGACCUUCCUUAUGAGGAAGCUAUUCUCGAAGAAUGGGUCUACGAAUGUUAUAAAGCAAAUGAAUUAGGAAAACUAGUUAAUGAUGAGGAUGUAGAUAGAAGCUCACUAGACCGGAUGAUCAAGAUAGGCCUUUGGUGCAUUCAAGAGGAUCCGUCCCUCCGCCCCUCUAUGAAGAGAGUGGUGUUGAUGCUUGAAGGGACUGUCAAAAUCCCAAUACCUCCCAAACCUACUUCAUUCUUGAGUAUCAUUUAGUGUGCACUUUCAUUAUCUUUUCACUACAACAAUAACCGGCAAUAGCAGCGAGGCCUUUAGCAGCGACAAAAAAGAAAGGCGUUUUUUGUCGCUGCUAAAAGUCCCCGUCGCCGCUAAAUGUUUAUUUUGGCGAUCCAUGUCAUUUCAAUUUCAUCCGUCGAUUUAAGAGAUGAUCCUACGACUAGGAUGACAUAAGAAAUCCGGCAUUGUUUUCCCUCCGGUGUGUCGCUGCUAAAGAGUGCACGUCGCCGCUAAAGGCUUAUUUUGGCGAUCCGUGUCAUUUCAAUCUCAUCUGUCGAUUUAAGAGAUGAUCCAACGACGUAGAAAACUCUGUGUUGUUUUCCCUCCCAUGUGUCGCCGCUAAAGACCGUCGACAAUAAAACCCCUCUCUUCAUUUUUCUGUGUUCUCCCUUCUUUCUCACCAUUAUCGUCGACCUCAUCGGAAUUUGACAAAGAACUUUGCAAUUUCACCCAUCUUUGCUCCAUUUUUCUCCAUUUCCUUUUCCUUUUCACUUCUCUUUAUUAAAUUUCUAGCAUUGAUGUGUAUUUAUAUGUGUAUUUUGUGUUUGUAGAGAUGGAUGUGUAUUUGUAUGUAUAUGUGUAUUUUGAAUGUAUUUUAUGUGUAAUGACCCAAUUUUCACGUCUAAAAAUUUCAUUUUUGAUUAAGUGAUUUGCAAGACAUUUGUAACAAAAUAUCAACAGAUCAUAUAAAAACAUGUCUUGAGUCUGAAAACUAAAUCGUAAAACAUAAUAAUAUCAGAGUACAGUUCCCAGAAUAACUCAUAGUGCGGAAAACAAUGUGUGUGUAUGAUGUGCCGCUACCGUGCCAGCUCC
Molecule: messenger RNA, 3435 nt
Organism: Lactuca sativa (garden lettuce)
Lineage: Eukaryota; Viridiplantae; Streptophyta; Magnoliopsida; Asterales; Asteraceae
Product: G-type lectin S-receptor-like serine/threonine-protein kinase LECRK3
Biological process (GO): protein phosphorylation
Molecular function (GO): protein serine/threonine kinase activity; ATP binding
Source: RefSeq, a predicted model, not a curated record